AUGUCACCGUUGACGAGUGAACCAUUGCUGCAGUGUGCACCGCCAUCGCCAUCCACAGCAGCAGGAGCAGCAGGAGCAUUGUCGUCGACUUCAUCCAAAACUCCCGUCUUCCGCUGCUGCUCCGCCGUCGCCGCCCUUGUCGACCACCACCACCACCACAACCACCACCACAACAACAUCAUCAACACUAUCGUCAACAUCGACGGGAGCGUUGGCUUCGUCGCCGUUCGCGCUGUUCGCUGCUCCAAGCUCGUUGCCGUCAUCAUCUUCCGCUCCCAUCUCCGCGGCCGCCAUGCGUCUCGUCACUGUGUCCUCACCCUCGUCACCCUCCUCACCCUCCUCCUCCUCACCAUCGUCAUCAUCGUCAUCAUCACCAUCCACUGA
Messenger RNA from Capsaspora owczarzaki ATCC 30864, 384 nucleotides. RefSeq lists its product as hypothetical. Lineage: Eukaryota; Filasterea; Ministeriida; Capsasporidae. The transcript has a single exon. The record is from RefSeq and is a predicted model, not a curated record. The coding region runs from base 1 to 384 and encodes 127 amino acids.